Chinchilla lanigera (long-tailed chinchilla) is the source of this 4503-nucleotide messenger RNA. RefSeq names its product centrosomal protein 120kDa (gene Cep120). Gene Ontology annotation, cellular component: centrosome; centriole. The record is from RefSeq and is a predicted model, not a curated record. NCBI's taxonomy places the organism in Eukaryota, Metazoa, Chordata, Mammalia, Rodentia, Chinchillidae. Gene Ontology annotation, biological process: positive regulation of centriole elongation; centrosome cycle; interkinetic nuclear migration.
GUCGCCAUUUCCCUAAACGCCCAAAGCAUAUGCUUAUAGUAGAAGCAAAGUUUGAUGGAGAACAGUUGGCUACUGAUCCUGUGGACCACACUAACCAGCCAGAAUUUGCCACUGAGUUAGCCUGGGAAAUUGAUAGGAAAGCACUUCAUCAGCACAGACUACAGCGUACUCCUAUCAAACUCCAGUGUUUUGCCUUGGAUCCUGUAUCUUCAGCCAAGGAAACUGUAGGUUACAUUGUUUUGGACUUGAGAAGUGCCCAAGAAACAAAGCAGGCACCAAAGUGGUACCAGUUGCUGAGUAACAAAUACACCAAGUUCAAGUCUGAAAUACAGAUAAGCAUCACCUUGGAAACAGAUACAAAGGCCCCAGUGGAUAGUUUUAAAGCAAAGGGAGCCCCGCCUCGAGAUGGAAAAGUACCUGCCAGCCUGCCUGGACUUGACCCAAAGGACAUUGUAGCAGUGCUAAAUGAGGAAGGAGGCUAUCAUCAGAUUGGACCAGCAGAGUAUUGUACUGACUCCUUCAUUAUGUCAGUGACCAUAGCAUUUGCCACCCAAUUGGAGCAGUUAAUUCCAUGUACCAUGAAGCUUCCAGAACGACAGCCUGAAUUUUUCUUUUACUACUCUUUACUGGGAAAUGAUGUUACAAAUGAACCCUUCAAUGAUUUAAUCAACCCAAACUUUGAGCCAGAGAGAGCAUCUGUUCGCAUACGUAGCAGUGUAGAAAUCCUUCGUGUAUACCUGGCUCUGCAGCCUAAACUACAGAUCCAUCUGUGCUGUGGAGACCAGUCACUUGGUAGUACAGAAAUACCUUUAAAUGGCCUACUGCAAAAGGGCAGUACAGAAAUCAACCAGCACCCACUCACAGUUGAGGGUGCUUUUAUCCUUGACCCUCCAAACCGAGCCAAACAAAAGCUCGCUCCUGUUCCUCUAGAGCUAGCGCCAACUGUGGGAGUGUCUGUGGCUCUGCAGAGAGAAGGCAUCGACUGCCAGUCUUUAAUUGAAUUAAAGACCCAGAAUGGGCAUGAGCCAGAGCUUUCAAAGAAGAGUGUUUUAACCCCCGUAAAAGAGAAGACACUUACUGGUCCCAGAUCACCAAGCAUGUCCCCUGCAGCACCUCACAACCAGACAUCUCCAGCCAAAGAUGGUGCCACAGAAAGUGAAGUCGAAAGCUUGCAGUACGACAAGGAUGCAAAGUCACAUGUAAAGGGCACUAGUUCUUCUAUACCUGCUUCACUGGCCCAGCCAGUUACCACAUCCAAUGCUUCAGAAACGGCUUCAGCACAGAAGAUUGCUGUUCCCGCAACAUCACAUCAUUUUUGCUUUUCAAUAGACUUAAGGAGCAUCCAUGGCUUAGAACUUGGUUUUCCGGUCAACUGUAUAUUAAGGUAUUCUUACCCGUUUUUUGGAAGUGCAGCUCCUAUUAUGACGAAUCCUCCUGUAGAAGUUCGGAAAAACAUGGAAGUUUUUCUCCCCCAAUCUUACUGUGCUUUUGAUUUUGCAACUCUGCCUCAUCAGCUGCAAGAUACCUUCUUAAGAAUUCCUUUGCUGGUUGAAUUAUGGCAUAAGGACAAAAUGAGUAAAGAUUUGCUCCUGGGGAUCGCAAGAAUCCAGCUUUCUAACAUCUUGUCUUCAGAAAAAACUCGUUUUUUAGGCUCUAAUGGGGAACAGUGUUGGCGUCAGACUUACAGUGAAAGUGUGCCUGUUAUUGCAGCACAAGGGUCAAAUAAUAGGAUAAUAGAUCUUUCUUACACAGUGACCCUAGAAGAUUAUGGACUGGUAAAAAUGCGUGAGAUUUUUGUCUCUGAUUCAUCUCAGGGUUUAUCUACAGUACAACAGAAGCCAUCUUCUCUUCCUCCAGCACCUUGUCCUUCAGAGAUCCAAGCAGAACCUCGGGAAACCUUAGAGUACAAAGCAGCGCUUGAGCUAGAAAUGUGGAAGGAAAUGCAGGAAGACAUUUUUGAAAAUCAGCUAAAGCAAAAAGAAUUGGCUCAUAUGCAAGCUCUGGCAGAAGAAUGGAAAAAAAGGGACCGAGAAAGAGAAUCACUAGUAAAGAAAAAGGUGGCUGAAUAUAGUAUUCUGGAAGGAAAACUCCAGAAAACCCUAAUUGACUUAGAGAAGCGAGAACAGCAGCUUGCCAGUGCAGAAUCAGAGCUUCAAAGAGAGAAGAAGGAGUUGCAGUCGGAACGUGAACGGAACCUGAAGGAGCUGCAGGACUCCAUCCGUAGGGUCAAAGAAGACUGUGUUCACCAAAUAGAGCUGGAAAGGUUAAAGACCAGGCAGCUGGAAGAAGAUAAACACCGACUUCAGCAGCAGCUUAAUGACGCUGAAAAUAAGUGUAAAACUUUGGAAAAAGAGUUCCAACAGUUCAAGGAUCAGCAAAGCAACAAACCAGAAAUCCGCCUACAGUCUGAAAUAAAUCUUCUCACCUUAGAAAAGGUUGAACUUGAAAGAAAGUUGGAAUCUGCAACUAAGUCUAAACUGCAUUACAAGCAGCAAUGGGGACGAGCUUUGAAGGAGCUUGCCAGACUUAAACAGAGAGAACAAGAAAGUCAAAUGGCCCGUCUUAAAAAGCAGCAGGAGGAAUUGGAGCAGAUGAGACUGCGUUACCUGGCUGCGGAGGAGAAAGAUACAGUAAAAACUGAGCAACAAGAACUGUUGGAUAUAAGAAAUGAGUUAAACAGGUUAAGGCAGCAGGACCAGAAACAGUACCAGGAUUCCAGGGAAAUUUCCAGUGGGAAAAUGGAUGGCCUGCAUGGCUCGGCAUUGGAAGAAGGCUUGGGUGACUAUUUGACUCGGUUAAUAGAGGAAAGGGAUACUUUGAUGAGAACGGGUGUGUAUAAUCAUGAAGAUCGAAUAAUAAGUGAACUCGACCGACAGAUCAGAGAAGUUUUGGCUAAAAACAGUGCCAGUAAUUAAUGUUUGGAAGAUCUUUACAGAGACUUCGGGUUUAAAUUUUAAUUUUAUUGUAAAACUCAAAAAUGGAGAAAAUGGGUAUUUUUAAAUGCUAUUUUCAAUUUUUUAUAAGCAGAAUUUUGUAUGUCACUGUAUAGUAUUUAUUUGAUUUUAUUUACUUUAUGCUACCUUUCUUAUGCUGGUUUUAUUCCUAAUUACAUUUUAUAUACCCAUUCUAAAAUUUCAGUGUUUGUCAGUUUUUAAUCUGAUGGCUGACUUUUAUAAAGCUUUCUACUAAGUUUGUUCUAGGAGAAAUGACUGCAGUAAUUCCUAGUUAUAUAAUUUUUCAUAUUGAGCCAAAAGGAUAUGUUGCAUUUUAAUAAUAUUGUGUCUUGUUCCUUUUGAGUGUAAAUAUCUUAAAAAUUGAAACUAACUACAAAUGUAGCAGGUUUAUUUAACUCAGAUGACUUUUUCCCUUAAUUUAUAAUUAUUUGCAAGGGACAAGUUUGAAAACAAAGUAGUAUCAAUGUGGAGACACCAUAUGACAUAUUGAGUGACAACUUAAUCAUUUGCUUAAAGUUAAUACAUAUUAAACUUGUUUUAAGAACUAUUGAAUUUUAAAAUUUUCAGUAUAUUCUUGACUUCUGAAAACAUGAAUUAUUUGCUUCACAUGGUUCUUUUCCAUCAGUUGCCUGCUCAAUACUACAUUGUCUUCUUUUGUUAAAAUUAGAGAUUUCCUUUUAUUUUCGUCAUUGAAAAACUAGCUGUGAAGCCCCCUGUAAUAUGAUAUGAAAACAGACACAAAGGAUUUAGCUGGAAAGAAAAGAAUGAAACAGUUAUUUUUUACUCCAGGUUUAAUCAGCCUGUUUCAGAAGUACAUGAGAUCAGGUCGUGGGCUUGUGUAGUGCUGUUCUGUAUAAGCCUUAAAGAGUUCUCCACACCCUGUUACACAGAGCAGCACUUUACACACACACACCCUCCAUAUGGCACUGGAAAAGAUUAUUAGCACAUUCAUGAAUUAAGUUGGGUUUUAAAAUAUAACGGUUUAAAAAUAUGACUCCCAAAUGUAAGUAUAUACUUUAGGAAGUAUAUUCUAAGUAUCAGUAACUUCCAUAAAAGCAGAAUAGGUUACUCAGUAACAUUAAUGUUCUGUUAUAUUCAACAAAGUGUAUUUCUUAUUUGGGAAAUUGAAGUCCCUAAUUAUAUGUUUUCCCUUUAUUAACAAAGUAUUAAUCCUCAAAAAGAAAACAAAAACAAAAUAGUAAAUAACAGAGAAAGUAAAUAACUGAAACCAGUAAAUAACUGCAGGAGAGAGUAAUGAGUCAGUUAAUCAUAGCAGGAAUUUGAAAUAUUAAUUAUGGUGGUUUUUCGCUCAUUGAUUUUUAUGCCACACAAAUGGAACAAAAGUAUUCUUUCUGAUUUGGAAGGUCUCUACUAUAACCUUCAUUAGCAUUGUGUGAUGCCUAUAGCUUUUCAAACACUAGAGGGGGCCUUAGACUUAAAGAAAUAAGGAAAGCUUUUCCAAAAUGUAUGUGUGGUUUACUUUGCAUUCUAUAAAGCAGUCUUUUGGCUUUUGCAGUGUAACAAAUAAAAUAUUUGUAUACAUCUUUGA